Drosophila teissieri is the source of this 2706-nucleotide messenger RNA. RefSeq names its product endoplasmic reticulum metallopeptidase 1. NCBI's taxonomy places the organism in Eukaryota, Metazoa, Arthropoda, Insecta, Diptera, Drosophilidae. Gene Ontology annotation, biological process: proteolysis. The record is from RefSeq and is a predicted model, not a curated record. Bases 59 to 2683 code for a protein of 874 amino acids. The transcript has 12 exons. Gene Ontology annotation, molecular function: metalloexopeptidase activity.
CGGGAGUCGAGGAAGGUGCUCUUGCUUGGACGGUUCUCGAAUCUCUCGAACGUGGAAAAUGGGAGCUACUAGUAAUGGCAAGACUCUUUCGGGGUCUGAGAACCUGAUAAUCGAGGUCGACGAGGACAAGAUCCGUUGCAAGCAGUAUUCCUGGUACUUUGCCCCCACCUACCUGCUGUUCUGGGUGGGGCUCUUCUUCGCCGUCAUCUACCCACUCUUCCAGGCCUUGCCCACCGGAGUCAAGAUCUCCGAGGAGGCGGACAAGCCGGGCAAAUUCGUGGCCGAGAGAGCUCAGGAAAUACUGCUGAAUAUUACUCAAAUGGGACCCCGUGUGGUGGGUGAUGUGGAUAAUGAAGUCACCGUCGUGAAUUUGCUGCUCGACGAAAUCGAGAAAGUGCGCCAGGUAUUGCGUGACGAUGUCUAUAAAAUGGAGGUGGAGGUGCAACGGGCAUCCGGGUCCUACUUGAUCAAAAGCCUGACGAAUCACUAUCAAGGUGUGCAGAAUGUAAUCGUUAGACUGAGUACCCUGAGUUCCAACAGCACCUCCUACCUUCUGGUCAACAGUCACUACGACACCAAGCCGGGGUCACCAGGUGCCGGAGAUGACGCUGCCAUGGUUGUGGUGAUGCUAGAGGUAUUGCGCAUGGUCGCUAUUUCAGGUGAUCCCUUCCUGCAUCCGAUCAUAUUCCUUUUCAAUGGUGCCGAGGAGCAGCCCAUGCAGGGCUCACAUGGCUUCAUCACUCAGCACAGAUGGGCUGCCAACUGCAAGGCCCUGCUGAACCUGGAUUCCGCUGGUGCUGGUGGACGUGAUCUGCUGUUCCAGGGCGGUCCCAAUCAUCCUUGGCUGAUGGAGCAUUACAGAAACAGCGCCCCGCACCCGUUCGCCACCACGACGGCCGAGGAGAUGUUCGAGGCUGGCCUGAUACCAUCGGAUACCGAUUUCCGAAUCUUCCGUGACUUUGGAGUUGUGCCAGGCUUGGACAUGGCCGGCGUGUACAAUGGAUUCGUUUAUCACACGAAAUUCGAUCGCUACGCGGUGGUAAGUCUCGACUCCCUGCAGAAUUCCGGCGACAACUUACUGGCCCUGGUGAGGAGCAUCUCAAAUGCUGAGGAAAUGUACGACACAGAGGCACACGCUGCGGGACAUGCAGUGUUCUUCGACUUUAUUGGGCUGUUCUUUGUCCAUUACCAGGAGUCGACUAGUUUGGCCCUGAAUCUCUCCUUCUCCUUCGGUGCCAUUUUCCUGGUCUGCCUCUCCUUGUGGAAGAUGUCGCGGGUAACUGGCCAGAGUAUGGGCACCUAUGCCGGCGUCUUUGGACUCCUAUUCCUUCUAGCCCUGGCAGGCGUGCUGCUCGCCGUGGCCUUCCCCCUGCUGAUGGCCGUCUUCUAUGAUUGGGGAAAUAGAACGCUAAGCUACUACAGCAACAGUUGGCUCGUCAUUGGCCUGUACAUUUGCCCAUCGGUCAUUGGCCUCGUCCUGCCAAUGACCCUCUAUUUGACGUACAAGAAGUGUAAUAAGAUCCCCCAUACCUACUACAUGCAUAUUGUGGGGCACGCCAACUGCGUCCUCUUGGCCAUCUUGUGUUUGGGCACGACGGCUCUUAAAUACCGCAGUGCUUAUCUAUUCCUGAUCUCACUCAUUUUUUACGUCGCUGCCCUAAUCAUUAAUCUACUGACCCGUCUCCACUGUCGCGGCUAUCUGUGGUCACUGGUGCUGAUUGUUUUCCAGAUAGUACCCUUCAUUUACCACGCCUACCUGUUCCACAUGUUCAUACUUAUUCUCAUUCCGAUGGCCGGUCGCUUUGGAGUCUCCACCAAUCCGGAUUUACUAAUCAGCGCACUUUGUGCAUUUGGCACCAUUCUGGCGUUAUCCUUUGCUGCUCCCCUGAUCAAUGUCUUCCGUCGACCCAACUGCAUGCUGGGCGGCUUGGCACUGGUCAUGUUCAUUUUCAGCAUGAUUACCCUCUCGGAUGUUGGAUUCCCCUACCGCCCCAAAACGCAUGUCAUGCGUGCCGACUUCAUGCAAGUACAUCGCAAAUUCUUUGAGUACAAUGGUUCUAUCAGCCUCGAGGACUCCGGCUACUACUUCCACCUGGGGGAUCGAAACAUCGAGGCGCCCCUGCGGGAUCACAUGAAUCUGACCAACCUGGUUCGCCUGGGCGAGGAUUGCGACUCCGAGUUGAUGUGCGGGAUUCCCUGCUACCGAUUCUGCGGUGCCCGCAAGCAUGCACUUUGGCUGGCUCGAGAAGAGCCGGUGGAACUGCCGUAUGCUACGGUUCUGGAGUUCCUCAACAAGACUGUGCUGUCCGGUGGCUAUCAGGUGCGCUAUGAGUUCCGGCUGACUGGUCCGCCGAAUAUGGGUCUGUUCUUCAAGCCACUGGCCGGUGUAAAGCUGCUUCGAUGGACGUUUGCCCCCGCAAUGUUGGAUAAUCCAGCCACCUACACGCCUCCUUUGGUGGUCAUGUUAACAUACGGCAUUGAUAGAACUCCCUUCGAAUUCUUCGUGGAACUUUCUAAGGACGACGGCAACUUCGAUGAGCCCGUCUUCGAAAUGGGCGUGUCUGGGCACUACGUCAGUCCACAUGACAAGCGAGACGCACAGAGUCUGGAGUUCCUGGCCACACUUCCGGACUUUGCCUUCUCGAUGGAGUGGCCCAGUAGCUACGAACGGCAUAUAUUCUAGGAUAGUUAGCUAAUAAGAAUACA